CAUUUAAAUGUCACUAACGUCAUGCAAGAAAAGAAUGUUUGUUUUUGUAGCUUUGUGAUCUACUCAUAUUUUUUGUACUUGAUAACACUGCUGUUGUGAUACGUUAUCGGGCGAUUCAAACCCUGGGUCGCACAUUUAAAUGGUCAAAGCAACUGUCACUUAAGAAGUCUCUGUUUAAAUUAAUGUUUGUGAAAGUGUGUAAUUUUAUUGUUGCCCCUGUGAAAACAACGUGACCAUGACUGAUCCAACUGACGUAUAAUCCAGUGUUAACAGUCAAUUUCGAGAUCUAAUUAAAGCACGAUUUAAAAAAAUGGGCGACGUUUUAAUGGAAUGCAUGGAAAUUUUUUCGCAAGAUGGGGUCCAGCUGAAGUCGGCUCAAGCCACCUAUGUGAAUUAUUUGAAUCUUGUGGGUACGUUGUACAUAACAGAAUAUGCCAAUUCCAACUGCAAAAGGUGUCUCGAGUGGAAACCAAACGAUGUUACUGUGGAUUCGGAUGUGCAGGAUCAGGAAUGGGCAGUUGUCAAUACCGUCCAAAAAAGAUCAAGAACAUUCAGCGAGAGUCAGCCCCCUGACGCUUCAACUAGACCUAAGUUUUUAAAAGUCAAUUUUAAUGAUAUCAAGAGUUUCAAGAUUUCCAAUAAAAACCGACAACUUACUAUAUUCGAUGGAAAAUCAGAAGUGACAUGUUGUUUCAUAUUUCAACACGGAGAUUGCGAUUAUUUACUAUCCCUCAUGCGAGGUUUACUGAAGACUGUAUCUGCUAAAAGAGAUAAACAUCUGUAUAUUGUUAUUCAUGGGGAUGACCCAGAGACAGCUCAGCUGGAUAAAUCUUUUGCUGAAUUAAAUAUUUUUCAAGACAGCAGCCAUCCAUCAUGGUGGAAACUAGUUAAAAAUUUUCAAGAGAGGCCUUAUGAAACCACGUUCGAAACAUUUUCAAGGGUUACGGAUUUUGUUUACAGAAGCCCUGAUCAAAGAGACAUCGAUGACGAUCAAAGAGAACUACUGCAUCGAAGUCUUACAGAAUACGCCAGCACACAUUGUCAAGGUGACUACGAAGUAAUAGCCAAAGUUCCUGAACUUCCCGAACGGAAGGACUACCCAAGAGGUCGCCCCUUAAGUACAGAACAAUGGAAAAAUCUCCAAAACCACGAGGGCAAAUUAGAAGACGUAGACCAAAUAAAAUUAAUGAUAUUCCGAGGGGGAGUCGCGCCAAAUUUACGUUACGAAGUAUGGAAAUACCUUCUGGAUUACUUUCCUUGGGACAGUACUCAAGUGGAACGACAAAAGUUGCUCUGCGAGAAAAACGACGAAUAUUACAAUAUGAAACUGCAGUGGAAACGUAUGACCAGAGUACAAGAAGAUAAUUUUUCGGAUUUUAGAGAACGGAAAAAUUUGAUAGAGAAAGAUGUAAAUAGAACAGAUAGAACAUUGGAUUUCUAUGCUGGAGACAAUAAUCCCAAUCUACAGUUACUUUAUGAUAUUCUUAUGACAUACGUGAUGUACAAUUUUGAUUUGGGUUAUGUGCAAGGUAUGAGCGAUCUUUUGUCGCCGAUUUUACACCUUCUCAAAAACGAGGUGGAUGCGUUUUGGUGUUUUGUAGGAUUUAUGAAUAAGAUUAACAGUAAUUUUGACAUAGAUCAAGCGGGAAUGAAAGAACAACUACAAAAUCUUCACACUAUACUAGGUUUUAUUGAGCCGCAACUAGUGAACUACUUAGACAAACAUGACUCUGGCAACAUGUUCUUUUGUUUUCGAUGGUUGCUCGUUUGGUUUAAAAGAGAGCUAAGCUUUGAAGAUGUAAUGAGAUUAUGGGAAGUGUUAUGGUCUGGACUACCUUGUGAUAAUUUUCAUUUACUCGUUUGCGUUGCGAUAUUAGAAACAGAGAAGCAAGCACUUAUGGAAAAUAAUUACGGUUUUACGGAAAUAUUGAAGCAUAUAAAUGACUUGUGUGGAAAACUUGACGUUCCAGCUAUAUUAGUGAAAGCUGAAGGAAUAUUUCAUCAAAUAAAAGAAGCCGAACAUUUAACAGAUAAUAUUAGAGUUAUUUUGGGUUUACCACUCGUAGGCACGCAACCAUCGACUGAAGAGGUUAUCAGUAUCAGUCCAGAUAGUCCUGAUGAAGAUCCUUAUGAACAAGUUUAUAACACUAUGCAACAUAUUAUCACAUAAUAUUAGCAUAAAAUGCUUUAUUAGGUUUUAGGUAUUUAUACUUUUUUAGAACUUCUAGUUGCGUGCGUUUUUAGUGUUUUAAUAUUAUUAUUAAGGCGAUGCAAUUUUGUAUUAUCAAGCGAAUGUCUUGACAUGUCUUGACAAAUUUGUUUAAAGCAUGAAUAUUAAUUAUGUAAACUAUUAAUUUAUGUACAAACGUUGUAUGUUUAGUGUUGAUUGUGUGGUAUAUUUUAUGAAGUGGUACAAUAAUAGUCAUGAAAUUUUAUUGCCUUUAAAAAUUCUGUGGCAGCAUGUAUUAUCUACGUUGUAACUUUAUGGCAAAUAGAUAU
Molecule: messenger RNA, 2499 nt
Organism: Zophobas morio
Lineage: Eukaryota; Metazoa; Arthropoda; Insecta; Coleoptera; Tenebrionidae
Gene: Tbc1d15-17
Product: TBC1 domain family member 15
Exons: 5
Coding region: 311-2170 (619 amino acids)
Biological process (GO): activation of GTPase activity
Molecular function (GO): GTPase activator activity
Source: RefSeq, a predicted model, not a curated record